AUCUUUUUGGAUCCCUGUCCGAUUGCUCCAUGGUCUCAAACUCUCCCCUGUAACUGUCACAAGGAGCCAAAAUGAAGUUGAAGCAUAACAUCAACCCCGUUCUUCUGCAGUUUAUAAACUUUAUUAUCUUGGUGUACACGGUUGUAACGUACAUUCCUUGGUACAUAUUUUCAGGCUCAAGACAGGCUAUAGCAAAAUCCAAGCAGGUUAAGGCUAGACCUGUGAAUAACAGGCCUGGGGCUGCGUACAGGUCUGUUAACAGUCUGCACUGCUUAGCUUCAGUUCUAUAUCCUGGCUGUGAUACACUGGACAAAGUUUUUAAAUAUGCUAAAACUAAAUACAGAGACAAAAAGCUCUUAGGAACGCGGGAAAUCCUGAAGGAGGAAGAUGAAAUCCAGCCAUCAGGAAAGGUUUUCAAAAAGGUCAUCCUUGGCAAGUACACCUGGCUUUCAUAUGAAGAUGUAUACAUCAAAGCUGUUAAUUUUGGAAAUGGCUUAGCAGUGUUGGGUCAGCAACCAAAGACAAACAUUGCUAUCUUCUGUGAGACUAGAGCUGAGUGGAUGAUUGCAGCACAAGCCUGCUUUAUGUGCAACUAUCAGCUUGUUACUCUGUACGCUACCCUAGGAGGUGCAGCAAUAGUACAUGGCCUAAAUGAAACAGAGGUGACCACCAUCAUUACUAGUAAAGAGCUGAUGCAAACAAAAUUGAAGGAAAUUGUUUCUCAAAUUCCACGGCUGCGACAUAUUAUUACAGUGGAUGGCAAACCAACAACAUGGUCAGAAUUUCCCAAAGGUGUCAUUGUUCACACUAUGGCUUCUGUGCAAGCUAUGGGAGCCAAGGCAGACAGUGGAAGCAAACAGCAAGCCAGGCCUGUACCCUCUGAUAUUGCAGUGAUCAUGUACACAAGUGGAUCCACAGGAAUUCCCAAAGGAGUUAUGAUCUCCCACUGCAACAUAAUUGCUGGUAUAACUGGAAUGGCUGAAAGGAUUCCAAAUCUGGGGGAAAAAGACAUUUACAUUGGCUAUUUGCCUCUUGCCCAUGUUCUGGAGCUGAGUGCUGAACUUGUGUGCCUGUCUCAUGGAUGCCGUAUUGGUUACUCUUCACCUCAGACAUUGGCUGACCAGUCCUCUAAAAUCAAGAAAGGAAGCAAAGGUGAUGUUACUACACUUAAACCAACUCUAAUGGCAGCUGUCCCGGAAAUUAUGGAUCGAAUCUACAAAAAUGUCAUGAAUAAGGUAAAUGAAAUGACGAGUUUCCAGCGAAAUCUAUUUAUAUUGGCCUACAAUUACAAAAUGGAACAAAUUUCCAAAGGUUACACGACCCCGCUCUGCGAUAGCCUUAUUUUCCGGAAAGUACGAAUGCUGCUAGGUGGAAAAAUUCGCAUCCUGCUUUGUGGAGGAGCUCCACUCUCUGCAGCAACUCAGCGAUUUAUGAACAUUUGUUUCUGUUGCCCUGUAGGGCAGGGGUAUGGGCUCACUGAAUCAGCUGGAGCUGGAACAAUCACGGAAGUUUGGGACUACACUACAGGGAGAGUGGGAGCACCUUUGGUUUGCUGUGAAAUCAAGUUAAUGAACUGGGAAGAAGGUGGAUAUUACAACACUGAUAAACCAUAUCCUAGAGGCGAGAUUCUUAUUGGAGGGCAAAAUGUGACUAUAGGCUACUAUAAAAAUGAAGGACGAACCAGAAAGGAUUUCACUAUUGAUGAGAAUGGGCAGAGGUGGCUCCAUACUGGAGAUAUUGGAGAGUUUCAUCAAGAUGGAUGUCUAAAAAUCAUUGGUGAGUUCUUAAAUUCAGGUAAACAUAUUUGUAUAUACACACCUGUUUUUCAGGGCUGCUCGUUGCUGUAGUUAACAAAAAAUCUG
Meleagris gallopavo (turkey) is the source of this 1862-nucleotide messenger RNA. The record is from RefSeq and is a predicted model, not a curated record. Lineage: Eukaryota; Metazoa; Chordata; Aves; Galliformes; Phasianidae.